AUGACGCAUUCAGGUGGAAAUCCUGCUAUGUUAUAUAUGCACAAGGCAAAAACGCUUUUACAAUUCUAUUUAGAUAAGGUAACACCACAUGUAAAAGAAAGAUGGGUUGCCUUAGCCGUUUUGAACUGUGUUUUCACAUGCCGUAUCCUAUUUAGUCAAGGUUGGUAUGUUGUUUGUUACGCAUUAAACAUCUACCUUUUAAGUCAAUUCCUUGCAUUUUUGACACCGAAGUUCGACAUGUCAUUACAGCAAGAUGAAGAGAAUAAAGAAUUAGAAGCUGGCGAAAGGGCAGAGGAAUUUCGUCCAUUUAUUAGAAGACUUCCUGAAUUUAAGUUCUGGUAUAACUCUAUGAGGGCAACAUUAAUGGCUUUAGUGGCUUCAAUUUUCACCAUUUUUGAUAUUCCUGUAUUUUGGCCAAUUCUACUGAUGUAUUUCAUAAUUUUGUUCUUAUUGACUAUGAGAAGACAAAUUCAACAUAUGGUGAAGUAUAAGUAUAUUCCACUUGAUAUUGGCAAAAGAAAGUACGGAAGUUCAGCAAAAUAA
This is a messenger RNA of Kazachstania africana CBS 2517, 543 nucleotides long. It is a transcript of the gene RER1, whose product is annotated as protein retrieval receptor. The transcript has a single exon. NCBI's taxonomy places the organism in Eukaryota, Fungi, Ascomycota, Saccharomycetes, Saccharomycetales, Saccharomycetaceae. Bases 1 to 543 code for a protein of 180 amino acids. The record is from RefSeq and is a predicted model, not a curated record. Gene Ontology annotation, cellular component: Golgi membrane. Gene Ontology annotation, biological process: protein retention in ER lumen; retrograde vesicle-mediated transport, Golgi to endoplasmic reticulum.